AUGGCUUCCCUUGAAGGUACCAGAGACCAAGCCAUCGACACGGUGUCCGCUGCCUGUUCUCGCUUCCAAGGGCAAGUGAUGGCCAACGCUAUGCGUACGGUUGAGCAUCCAGGAGAACUCCCCGAGGCAUUCCCGGCGGUUGCAAAGAGACUGCCGCUCCUGUCCAAAAUAUUUUACUCUAUCCGAGAUCGUCUUCGGGAAAGUGACGACGACUCCCCAAUCUCCAACAAAAGCCAGGCAUUCCGCCAAAUCAUUGAGUCCGCGAAAGCGUGCGAAGGGCUUUUGGGGAUCAUUGAGUCCAUGUUCGAUGCGGCGACCGACGGGCCAAAGGGAGGUCGAUACGUGGCUUUGGUGGAGAAAAAUGAUGGCCAAAGUGUGGAAAAGCUGAUGGAAAGAUUGUUGUGUCAGAUAAAUGAAAUCGCCAAACCACCGUGGGUGACUGAAGAGGAUGCGAAUGAGUCGAGAGCGGCACUGGCAGAAGUAAGAGAGCUACGGAGAUCAUUGGCGAAUGAGCAGGGGGUUCGUAUUGUCAUGACCAACAACGGUGCUGGAGUCCAGAUGCAUCACAGUGGGCGAGGCUCGCAGAACUACGGCACUGGAGGUUUUAUGGUUACCGGCGAGAAUCAUGGCGCCACCUACAAUUACGGAGGAGCCCAAGGGACAGGUGGCACAAGCAGAUAG
Molecule: messenger RNA, 681 nt
Organism: Colletotrichum scovillei
Lineage: Eukaryota; Fungi; Ascomycota; Sordariomycetes; Glomerellales; Glomerellaceae
Exons: 1
Coding region: 1-681 (226 amino acids)
Source: RefSeq, a predicted model, not a curated record